CGGACGGUUAAGCCUUGGCGAACCAAUUCGCUGGGUUCGACUCUGCACCUGCCCGUCUCGAUUUCCAUCAAUUGAAAGCAUAGUGCCUCAUACAUCUCAUCACUGCUUUUUACUUGGGCGUUCAUAGUCCUGCUGUCUUUUGGAUAAUGUCCUAGGAUUCGGCCAUGAUAUGAUUAAGAAUCAGCCCAUUAGACAUCUUCAUGGAUACACCGCUCGCCCAGGCUGACGCUGUCCGCAGCGCAGUCUCGUCCGUCGCGACUUGCUCACCGACGACCUUGGCCUUGCUCAAGAGUCUGCUGCUCCUCAAAGACGAUGCGUCAGCGGCUGCGAAUUCGACGCGAUCAAAACCGAACACGGUCGCGAGAACGGCGUCAAAACGCGCAAAGCCCACAAAUGUCCGCGCCGACAGCGCCUUGUCAAUACGCGAAAAGGCUACGCUUGCAACACACGUCGUCAAUGCUACACUCAAGGCACUCGGAGAGGCUGCGAGGCCGAGUCCGAUCCCCGUGUCACUCGCCGACCGAACAACCCAAGAAGACCUCGUCAAGGCGGCAACGAAGAACGGACUUCGGCGAUCGAGUUCGAUGCCCAUGAGCCCUCUACAGCCUCGCUCACUAAACCGGCAGUCCACCUCUCCCGUCGCUGCGAAACAUGCCCGAUCGCCUUCAAAGCCGGCAAACAACACAAAUAUACUCUCCACCGUUGAGUGCGCUCGCGUCGCCUUGACUGUUCUUCGCCAGCUAUCUGCCACCGGCAAGAUUUCGCUUCCGGAGCUCCAACUCGAGUCUGGCAUGUCGGCUUUAGUUGGAAGGCUGAUUGCCUUGGGCCUUCACGAGCAGGCGGUGAAUGAGCUGCGCGUUCUUACGAGGAGGUUGCAGGGCACCACGGAGUCGGGGCCAAAGAAGUCGACCAAAACAGCCGGUAGCGAGUCAAAAAAUGCUGCCCACUCUUUCUCAGAUCUCCUUGACUUCAGCACGGUGAAGGCCUCUGGGCAGCUGCUUUUGCUGAUAGUCACAACCCAGAUACAGUCGUUGCGAAUCCUGGCAUCGACUAAAAAGCCGACAGCUAUCGAGGCCGCGUUACCUUAUCUUCAACCAGACCAUGGCUCCUCACCAAUUAAACUUCUCCUUGCAGCAGCGGGGGAGAAAGGAGCUGAUGUCGAAAAGAUUGCCCGACAAAUGGAAACCGUCGCUCAAUGCCUUUUGUCCCUCACCCCCAAUGUGUCCAGCAAGGAUGACAGCCUAGGGCAGGAGUCCCGACUUAGCGUCUCUCCACAGACUGCCCUGCUGUUGCAGACAUUCGCACUGGAAGCCCGGCUGCAUUGGUGGAGGCUGGCCAAGCACAAGGGAGACACUGAGAAGGAUGUCAUGGUUCCAAUGUCGAGAUGCCUGGGCGCCUACAUCCGGAGGACUUCGCAGAAUCCAAAAGCCAGCUAUGCCGCCUGCUUGAACAUGUUUACCCGGGUCUCUCAACAGCUGCACAGUCACGAGCUGCAACUGCCGAAAGGCUCUAAACUCCCUCUUGCUAGCAUCUAUCAGAUGCUAGUGACCCUUUCCCGGGACGCUCAUCUAUUGUCAGAUGCCGUCUCUUGGGCUGCCAAGCUCCGCGAGGCAGUAGAUGCAAAGGCGGAAUCAAUCGCAAAGACCUGCUCUCUGACAGCACAGCUGCUUUCUCUUCAUCUGAUGCAGCCCACAAAGUAUCUCUUGAGUGACCAACUUCUUAGAGAGCUCGUCGAAGGUAUUCAGGGUCCCCUGCGUGGGGACAGCGUCGAGCUGGACGAGCUCUUGACCAACGUCUGUGCUGUCCGCAAAUCAGCCAUGAAUAUCCUCUUCACCCUGGCCAAGUCCAACAGUACUGAGAAAGUCUUUGGACCAUCGCCAGUCGUCAGGGACCUUCUCGAGACAUUUAUUCUUCAGUGUCCUCGAUUCUGCCUACGUUGGCUUGGUAAACCCCCAGGGCCCAAAGGCAUCACCAAGGACUAUCUCAGAUAUGAACAACGACGGCGGCUUAUGCUGCAAUAUCUUCAACAUAUUCUGGACUCGGCAUUCGUGACCAUCAGGACUUGUUUGGAUCAGGGCCGACUGUCUUGGGACCUUGUGGAUUCUAUCCUCAGCGACUGCACCACACUCCUGGACUACGCGGGAAGCCCAGCUACGCCCGACCCUGUGACGUCCCCCUUCGUCAAGAUUUCGCAUUUCUAUUACCUGCAAUACAGUUCCUUGCGCCAGCAAUCAACUGACCCGAAGGACGCAGCCCCACUGCGAGCCCUGCGUCGUUCCGUAGAAUGCGUCAAGAACCGGCCAGGCGCGGAGAAGGAAAAGGCUCAGCUCACUUUAAAACUAGAACGGAUGGCUGACGUCUGCAAGACGAUGGGCAAGGGAGAGGAGGCUCUUGGCGCUCUUCAAGCAAUUCGGGCAAGCUUGUUGGAGGACGGUGUGCUGAAGUCGAUCGCUAAUUCCUUGGACACCGAAUCUCCCGCCACCGCCUGGAACGGUAGCGAAAAAGCCGAGGCCCUUUCUCGUGCCCUCCUCUCUAUUUCAAAGAUGGAGCAUGCGUGGGUUGACUGGACAGUUAAUCUUCCCGAGCCGGAGCGGGCGGCCGCAUUAGAGCACCGCGUGCGGUUUAUCCUGCUGAGAGAAGGCAUGAAAGAGCCCCAGGUUCUACUCGAGCAUCCCGUCGUGGACCAACUGCUCCGCAUCUACGUUCCAAGCCGGUAUCCGAUUCGAAGACUCAGGGUGUUGCUCACCCUACUCUGCUCCGCGCUUGGGAGGCUGGACAAGGCGUCUGAACUUAUUUCAGUCACCAAAGAUGCUGCGCAGCUUGAAGACCAGGGCAAUCUCGGCGAGGAUUCAGGUUUGGCUACAUUUCUUCCGCACAUGAGGACGCUUUAUACCUCGCUAGCCGCAGCGGUAGAUGCCUAUUGCGACAGCGACGCACUUCAGAAAUCCAUCUACGCUUGGCGGAACAUGAUCGAGACAUGCCGCGACCGGGCGAUGUUGGAGAAGGCAGUCGAUGACUUGCCAGGGCUCUUGAACUAUCUCCAAUCCGUCGCCGAUUUUCUCCGCAUGAAGGGCAGGGACGGUCUUCUCGCCGACACUCUUGGACUAAUGGCGGACAUCGUUCGGGUAGCAGACGGGUCAAGAGCAGAGGACAUCGUGCAAUACAGUUCCUGCUUGGCUCUGCAGUACACCAAUCUGGGCCAGUCGUCAAGGGCCGAGCAGGUCUUUUUGAAAACGCAGGAGUAUAUUGGGGCUCAACUGCGAGCAGAGACCCUCGCCCAUUUCCACCUUACUUUCACCGAGCAUAAUCUUGCAAUCUGCAAUUUCAGACUAGCAGAAGAUCACCUCUCCCUAGCACAACAUGCUUUCAAGGCCGACACUCCGCUUCAAAGACAUGGCCGGGCAGAGAGGAAGCGACUGGUAGCAAAAGCUUGCUACUUGUACUCUGUCCUUGCUCUUGAGCGUGGCGACUCGCACCAUGCGCUGGUCUAUGCUCGAGAGAGUGUCCGCAAUCUCUUUCAGGAUUGGGUGAAGCUGGAGUCUCGGCUGGCGCGAGGGACUGCGACGAAGCAAAGCCACAUCGAAGAUCACAACAUUGACAUUUCUGCCACCGAACUCACCGGAAACACAGAACGGCAAGGUCUAGGCCCUGAGUAUUGGAGGCUGUUCUACGCCUUGUACCGCAACGUAUUCUGGCUCUCUUCAGUAUACGCUCACAUAGGCAUGUUCCAGGAGACUAUGUACUACGCGGAGCAGGCCCUGAAGAUGGCCCAGACCGUCAGUUCCGAUUUCUAUAACGCACAAUGCUCCGCAUGGAUUGGAUCUCUACUCUGGCGAGCCGCCAAGGCUGAAAGAUCUCUCGAAAUGCUCCAAAAAGCUGCGGCUCUCCUUCAGAAUGACGACCACUCCUACUCCUCCGCUACUCUAGCCUGCCAUUUGAGUUCCAUGUAUCUCUCCCAGAAUGACCUGGAAGGAGCAGAACUCUUACUCGCCAAGGCUGAGGCGAUUGCGCAGCAGCUUGCAGCGAUUCCCAGCAGUCUACUUGCUGCCGAGAGCGUGUCUGAGGUCGCAGUAGUCGAGGACAAGAUUGCGAGGCUCCAGAUUACCGACAAACCCCCAAAAGCUGCCCGCAAGACCACUAGGCAGCCAUCAGUAAAGAAACAAACGAAGGUGCUGGCCACAUCGAAAGCAAAGGGCACCGUGACCCUUACUCCCGGGCGGUUGAUCGAAGAUGCCCAAUUAGCCAAGCUCAAAUCGUCGAUUCUGGUUCAGAAGGCUGUUUCCAUGCUCAGUCGAAGGGAUUGGGCUGGGGCUCAAUCGGCUCUCGGAGAAGCCACAGCUGCGUCAAAAGCGUCUAGCCUCCUGUCCAUGCGCCAAGUUGCGAUGGCAUCUUGCCUGUUGGGUAUGAGUUUGGAACAGAUGGCACAGGAUCCCGUGUUUUCCGUUAUUCAAGACUCCACAAUCUCCUUCCCUGCCCUCUCCGGUACCGAUAAGAUCGCACUGGCACGUUCCCCAGCGAAGGCCGCCUCUCCUAGGAAAGUGCGAAGUGCCGCCGCUGCUGGUCAACGGGACCCAACUUGCGAGACCGCGCCCCGACUCUACGUCGAGAACUUACGUGAGGCUCAUGAUUACCUCCUUCAGGCACACUCGGUAGCAGCCUCGAGUGGCGAUGCCAGUUACAUUCACAAGAUAUCCGGCAUGCUCCAGAACGUAGGACUUUUCCUUACGGCUGUUUCGACAAAGUCAAAAACGACCACCCACUCCGCCCAAACGUCUUAUUGUGUCGAGUUAGCACGGAAUCUUAUUUGGCACCGAGAGCGGAAAGCGAUUCUCCAGGAAAAGAACGCAAUCAAAAAUGACGGGACAGAAUGGCCGCCAGCUUUUAGUUCGGCUGCAUCGAGGAGGUCAAGUUUGGGGUUCACGCUUGACUUGCACAAGGUUCAGAGGGAUUACAUUGACAUCGUACCCAAAGACUGGAACGUGAUUUCCAUUUCUCUCAGCGAGGGCAAUCACGAUCUGUGCAUAACCAAACUCCAGGCUGGACAGACGCCCUUCGUCCUCCGCCUGCCACUGGAGCGAGCGAGUUCCCGCGAUGCAGACAGCGACGUCUUUGAUUUUGAGCAAGGUCGCUCUGAGCUGCUUGAUAUUGUUAAGCAGAUCAACAAGACAUGCCACGACUCCAGGGACAUGAGCGUCAAGGGGGCCAAAAGUGCAUGGUGGGCCGAGCGAGAAGCGCUAGAUGAGCGGCUGAGGGCGUUGUUGGAAAAUGUCGAGCAAAUCUGGCUGGGCGGUUUCCGCGGAAUUUUCUCGCAGCACGUCCGACAGCAAGAUCUGCUGGGAAAGUUCCACAAGGAUUUCUUGGCCAUUCUGGAUAAGCAUCUCCCUUCACGUCGACAAGUUCGGGGAAAAAAGAGCAAGGCGGCGCCGAAUCUGAGAGCAACUCUCGACACCAACAUCUUGGAUCUCUUUAUCGGUUUGGGCGAUGCCACCAAGCCGGAUUCCGACUUUGAUGAUGAGCUGAACGACCUUCUUUACUUUGUGGUGGAUAUUCUACAGUUCCAUGGCGAGCGCAACGCAUAUGACGAGAUUGACUUCGAUUCGAUGGUGGUUGAGACGUUCGACGCUCUGCAGGCCUACCACUCGGCGGCCAAAACAACCGAUAACUCAUCCUGCUCUAGAUUCCACACCGUGUUACUUUUGGACAAGGCGCUGCACGCUUUCCCUUGGGAAUCCCUUCCUUGUAUGCAAGGGCUCGCCAUCUCGCGCAUGCCCUCGCUAGCUUGCCUCCGUCGUCUCAUUCUCGACCAACAACAACAACAACAACAACAACAACAACAGACCUUGGUAAACAACAGCAAGACCUGCGAGGAGGAUGAGGCCAAUUCUGGGGUAUCACAAGAAGGCCAUCACAUAUCCCUGUCCCGAGGCACUUACAUACUCAACCCUUCUGGAGACCUCACUUCAACGCAAUCCACCUUCUCCCAGCCGCUCGAAACUCACGUGCCCCCGCCAUGUUCGUCCUCGUGCGGACGGGAUGAACAAGCACAAUGGAAACGUAUCACUGGCCGUGCACCAAGCGAAGACGAGUUCUCUAACGCCCUCACCGGUUCGGACAUUCUGCUCUACUUCGGCCACGGCUCGGGCGCGCAGUAUAUCCGUUCCCGCACCAUCCGCCACCUGUCUCCGCGCUGCAAAGCCACCGUUUUACUCAUGGGGUGCUCCAGUGCUGCGCUGGUUGAGGCCGGAGAGUUCGAACCUAGCGGGCCAGUCUGGAAUUACAUGCUUGCUGGCUGCCCAGCCGUGGUGGGGACGCUGUGGGACGUGACGGACCGGGAUAUUGAUCGGUUUGCGGGCGGUUGCUUGGAGCGGUGGGGCGUUCUGCCUCGAGGGAGUGUCACGAGGACGGAGAAAGGUGAAGAAGGAAGUGAGAAGAUGUCGUUGGUGCAAGCAGUUAGGGAGGCUAAGGCGGAUUGUAAAUUCCGAUUUGUUACGGCGGCGGCGGUGGUGAUCUAUGGUGUUCCGGUUUAUAUCGAUAGAGGGUGAGCAGGGACGAAUGGCAUUACCUGUUGUAAUGGCUGUCUUGUUCUAGAACUGUGCCGGUUAGACGGCAGCCAAGAAUUAACUUGGUGCUCGAGCUCAUUAAUCGAAGACCAGUGCAUCCUACUUCGUAGUAGUCGGAGAGUUCUAACUUCUGUGCGAAGACACGGGCGUUGCGGGAUGGAGUUCGUCAGUAUACUAGUAGUCGUACGAAGUACUUAGGUACAAUACCAAUG
Messenger RNA from Canariomyces notabilis, 6772 nucleotides. RefSeq lists its product as uncharacterized. The record is from RefSeq and is a predicted model, not a curated record. Gene Ontology annotation, molecular function: cysteine-type endopeptidase activity; protein binding. Bases 201 to 6542 code for a protein of 2113 amino acids. NCBI's taxonomy places the organism in Eukaryota, Fungi, Ascomycota, Sordariomycetes, Sordariales, Chaetomiaceae. The transcript has a single exon. Gene Ontology annotation, biological process: meiotic chromosome separation; proteolysis. Gene Ontology annotation, cellular component: cytoplasm; mitotic spindle pole body; mitotic spindle.